Messenger RNA from Penaeus vannamei (Pacific white shrimp), 454 nucleotides. The record is from RefSeq and is a predicted model, not a curated record. NCBI's taxonomy places the organism in Eukaryota, Metazoa, Arthropoda, Malacostraca, Decapoda, Penaeidae.
CAAACCUUAAAUGCUCUUGUUACUGUCAAGGCAGACUUGCAGGGCUGGAAUAUUUUUCGUGUGGGUUGUAUGUUGUGCUUGUAAUUCUGAAGCGGGCAAGACUUGAUGGGUGUGUAACAAAUGUUAGUGUGAAGUGAUGCGUGGGCAGCUGUAUGCAGUAGUGUCUGGGCUCUUUGCAGCCCUUGCAAGUUUAUGUGGAAAAUAUGCAAUGGCAAGUUCUGAGGCUCAAGACCUAUGUGAAGCUACACUUAUGGCUUUUAACUAUGAUGAGGAUGCUACAAAAAAGAUUGAUUUGCUUUGUGAUCAGUAUGCAGUUGUGUUGCGUGUCCUGUUCUUUGGCCUCAUGGUAGGGGUAAACUGCAUUAUGUGGACAACAUUUACAAAAGCUCUUCGUUUCUCAUCAACGUCUUUAGAAGCUACUAUUACCAACACUGCUGCAAACUUUUUCUUUACG